AUGGCUUCCAAGGCAACUGGGGACAAACACAGAGAAUGGCAAGAAUCUGCGCAGCGCUUGUCUCGAACAUCGUCCCCUCAACAGCCCAGGGACCUUCAAUCUACAGUUGAGAAAUAUUCUGAGGUAUCUCUCCGGCACACCAAAGAGGAUGAUGAGAAAGCUCCUGGAAAGGAUGGCCAGCAAUCUCUUACAGAUAGCGAGGAGCCUCAAGAAAAUCUUCCUCUUGAAUUUUCACAUGGCACGACACGCAGAAGACAGAUUCUCUCGGAUUCUGAGUCUAGUUCCACUCCCGACGAAGACGCAGAUUCGGCAGCCCCUACAGCCAUGACUCCGGCAGAUCCGACUGCAGAUCCGACUGCAGCCACGACUGUUCCUUCUCAAGGUACAGUUGCUCAAAUCAUCUUCGGCACUGCUGCACCUACAACUCCAAUUGUAUCGAACAAGGCAAUCAAUCGUCGAACCGCUAAUGACUAUGCUGGUACGAGAAGCGGUAUGGUGUUCUCAUGUCUAAUCACUGGAUGCGAGCAACCAAUUAACGAAGCAUGGACAAUUAAGAAGUUCUCUCGCAUCGGCUCUCCUUAUGUCUAUGAUCCACGCAAUGUUGAAUUCCCCACUAAGGAGCUUUUUUAG
Molecule: messenger RNA, 630 nt
Organism: Aureobasidium melanogenum CBS 110374
Lineage: Eukaryota; Fungi; Ascomycota; Dothideomycetes; Dothideales; Saccotheciaceae
Exons: 3
Coding region: 1-630 (209 amino acids)
Source: RefSeq, a predicted model, not a curated record